AUGACAACUGGUCAAAGUGGACACGACCAUUCUCUCGCUAUCAGACAGGAAAUACAACGUUUUGAGAGCGUUCAUCCGUCGAUAUAUGCCAUUUAUGAUUUGAUAGAGCUUGUGCCCGAUGCGCACAUCGCUAAACAAAUUCGCGAGCAUGUUGUAGCAAUAGAGGAUUCCUUCGUCAACAGCCAUGAAUGGACAUUGGCAAGAGAUGUUCCUGAAUUACAUCUGGGAAUUAUUGGUUCCUCAGACUCAGGAAAGUCAGCUCUGGUUCAUAGAUAUCUUACAGGGUCCUUCAUGCAUGAAGAAUCACCAGAAGGUGGUCGUUUUAAAAAGGAAAUCUUUAUAAAUGAUCAGAGUUACCUUCUCUUGAUAAGGGAUGAGGGUGGUGUCCCAGAGGCUCAAUUUUCAGCUUGGAUAGAUGCUUUAUUACUUGUAUUCAGCUUAGAAAAUGAAGAGAGUUUCUCUAUAGUUUGCAGUUUUUACAAUAGAAUGUGUUCUUUCCGGAAUAUGUCAGAAGUACCAAAAAUACUUGUAGGUGUACAAGAUUCGAUUAACGACAGCAAUCCUCGUGUCAUAAAAGAUGUCAGACCACGAAAACUGGCUUGUGAUUUAAGAUGUCCUUAUUAUGAAACAUGUGCUAUUUAUGGUUUAAAUGUUGAAAGAGUAUUUCAAGAUGUGUGUCAAAAAAUCAUACAGAACAUAUCGAUGAAGAAUUUUUCAUGCGAUUUAUGUCAACAUGCAUCAGAGAAUAAAGUUAAAUUUGCAGUCCCUGCUGUUACUAAAAACGUACAACUUCAUAACAAAGAUACAGAGAUCACAAAUUCAUUGAAAGUAAACGUUUCAGAAAAAGACGAGGAUUGUCGAUCCAUUCACAAUAGUUCUAUGUCAAACGAUUCGUCGUUGCUGAACGAUAAUUUUAAUAACGUACAGAAUCAACCUGGAGAACUGCGUUCAAUCUUGACACAAUAUGGAGAACAGCGUUCAAUCUUGACACCAACCACUCUUAGGAAAGUUAGAAGAAAAUCGAAUAUAUUUACACCUUCGAAAAAGGAGAAAUAUAUGGGUGAAAUGGGUGUUGGUAGAGAAAUACCAGUAAAACAAGGUUAUUUAUUUAAACGAAGCAGCAAGUCAUUGAAAGAAUGGAAGAAAAAAUACGUAACAUUAUUAGAAGAUGGGCGUUUGACUUAUCAUUCGAGUUUACAUGAUUACAUGAACGAUACUAAUGGCAAAGAAAUACUUUUGCAAUACGUUACUGUGAAAGUACCUGGUAAAACACCAAAAGGUUCCAAAUCAUACAAUGCUCAAGAAGAUAGUUUCGAAUUUUCCAUCAUUUCCUUGGAAAAUAAAACUUGGCACUUUGAAGCAAAUAAUGCUGAAGAGAGGGACAGAUGGAUUACCGCGAUAGAACAGCAAAUACUAUCAAGUUUACAGAAUAGCGAUGGUGAUAAGAAAAACGAGACUGAUGUUUUCAAGAUGCAUUGCAUAAAAAACAAAGUUUCGGGGAAUGAUACAUGCGUUGAUUGUGGUGCACCGAACCCCGAUUGGGCCAGCCUUAAUCUGGGCGUUUUGAUGUGUAUCGAAUGCUCCGGUAUUCACAGAAAUUUAGGUUCGCACAUAUCCAAGGUACGAUCCUUGGAUUUAGAUGACUGGUCCACAGGUCACCUAAGCGUCAUGCUGGCCCUUGGUAACGAUAUAGCUAAUAGUAUCUGGGAGUAUUGUUUAAACGGAAAGCAGAAGCCCGCUUCGGAUUCGUCUAGAAAAGAAAAGGAGCAAUGGAUCAGAUGGAAGUACGAAGAUAAACUCUUCUUGCCACCGAUCAACCCGAACAUAUCUUUAGGAAAAUUACUCAUCGAUUCGGUUUGUCGGGGAGACAUGAGAGCGUUUACAUUAUGUUUGGCUCGCUGUAAUUAUGAAGACAUUAAUAUUUCGGUUAGUACGGAAGAUCUGCGAACGCCAUUACAUCUAGUCUGUGCAACCGGAAAUUUGGCAAUGGCACAACUUUUAAUAUGGCAUAAAGCGAAUCCACAGAAUCUGGAUCACGAAGGACGAACUUGCAUGUCAUAUGUGCGAGCUUUGGAAAGAACGCUCGAUAAUUGGUCCGAUUCUAUGGAAAUGCAGAAAUUACUCCACGUGCUGGAACACACUACUGUCUCUGGGACGGACGACGUAGACACAUCUCAGUAUUAAAAAAAAAAGAUAUGCCUUAAUUUCCUUACCCGCAUUUUCUGAAUAUGUUGUUAAUACUGUGUACUUACUAUGAAAAACCAACACUUUGUUUAGUGACUCACUGAAGAAAGAAAAGCUUUUAAAUGAUAUUUAUCUCGCAAUCG
Cyphomyrmex costatus is the source of this 2327-nucleotide messenger RNA. RefSeq names its product Centaurin gamma 1A (gene CenG1A). The transcript has 13 exons. Bases 1 to 2184 code for a protein of 727 amino acids. NCBI's taxonomy places the organism in Eukaryota, Metazoa, Arthropoda, Insecta, Hymenoptera, Formicidae. Gene Ontology annotation, molecular function: GTP binding; GTPase activity; protein binding. Gene Ontology annotation, biological process: activation of GTPase activity. The record is from RefSeq and is a predicted model, not a curated record.